AUGAAUAAGAAAGGUUAGUGUGUAAUCUAAAUAAAUUCUUUGAGAUAUGUAGUAAGCAUGAUAAAUUAAAAUCAUGUACAAUAGAUUCAAUAGGUUUGCUUAUUAAUUUUAUCACUAAAAUAAUCUACUAAUUAAAUAGAAGGUUAGCUGUAAAACAUUUAAGAGAACUAUUAACUCUCUCAUCAUAAAAUAUGGCAAAAAUAUAUUAUUGAUAUUUAUCAAAAAAGAUUGGAUUGUAAGAUAAUGAAAGUUAUCCUAUAAAAAGAGUUGUUUCACAUUUAAUAAUAAAUGUGA
Messenger RNA from Paramecium sonneborni, 294 nucleotides. The record is from the annotation of a GenBank genome assembly. NCBI's taxonomy places the organism in Eukaryota, Ciliophora, Oligohymenophorea, Peniculida, Parameciidae.